AUGUUACCCUCUGUUCAGAUGCACCGGAUGGUGCAUCCAUCCCAUCGCCUCGACUCUUCGUCGCCCUUUCAGCUAGAUCGCAAGCAGGAUCGCCAUUCUUUUCAAUAUUACACUCGCAGUGCUUCGAGAGCGUCUGAACCGUCGCUGGAUUUUAGCUUCACCUCUGGACACAACGCUUUUCCCAUUCGUUCCUCGCAGCCGCCACCGCCAUCGCUGCCGAUGCAUCCGAGAUCGAAUGCUUUUAGGAUCCCAUCUCACCUAUCCGAUCACGACGAACAUCAGCUUAGACGCAAAACGCCGAAUGGCACGAUAGAUGCUGGAUACGAUGGUAACCCUGCCCAGCUAGCCUCGGGCCCCCCGCCUUUGAAGCAUAUGAUCUUGCCUACUGCGGCUUAUCCUCAUCAAGAUCAUCAUACAAUGAAACAUCAUAUUAAGCCCUUAAUCAAUGACUGGUCACUCCAGCGACCUCCAAUUUUCAAUGUCCCGGAUCAUGGUGGUCUCGCUCUUGACUCUAACUCAUUGGCGUUCGCAGGCGGUUGGCGACGUGGGGUCAUCAACGAUUCUCGUACCCCCAUGACCGUCGAUGCUACUCCUAAUGGACUACCAACGGCCGCUUAUCCUUAUAAUAAUGGUGUCAAUAUACCGACAGCUCUACAACCUAUAUACCAGUACUCUCCGUGUCCCGCUAUAUUUGAUAAUGGAGGAUUGCUCCCGCCUUCGGCUUGGCCUGAGACGAACGUCCCUAGUUAUCACCCCAGUGCACACCCGGGUAGCUUGAACUAUCAUACCUUGAAUUAUGCGCCAAUGCCCCAUGUUCGUUCACACAAUGCCUUCAUGCCGGCUAGAACACCGUAUAAUACUAUGACCCAUUAUGGGGAGAGCCCAGUCGGUCUACACACGCCGUCCCAGGGGUUGGAGUCUCUUACACUCGAACCUACCCAAUAUGGCAGACCCAGAUCCGAGUUGAAUGAGAAUUCUGCACCUGCGAUGUUUAGGGAAAAGGCUCUUGCAAAUGCUCAUCGAUCAUAUAUUGAGCUUCUAGCGUACUUGCAUUACAGCAAGAAAUCUCAAGGUCGUUCUGCUCAGGACGCCAGGUCUUCCAAGAUGGUUAUAUUCCCAAAACUACCAAGGCCUUCAAAUCAUCCCAGUUGUGUCGUCACCCCGCGGCGUUUCCGAGAUACACAUAGCUAUAGAGACUUGAACAGUGGCAGUGGCAGCAACCAUGUACUUAGUCCUCAACUUGACGGAUCGUCGAGCUUGUACGGGCAGCACACUAUCAAAUAUCAAGUACGAGACGAUGAAGUUUCCCGCUCGGCCUUCUAUUACCCAUUCAAUGGUGAUAGUUCAGGAUACCCUGCUACGGACGCUGAACGGGGGAGAUUACCGGUCAAGCCUCUCUCUAGUGCUAAGGCCGCUGUUGAGAUGCUAACUCAUUUGUGCGAACAAAGCGGUUGGAAAUGGGUCGAUGGUAUGGUACUUGGUGGCUGUUUACACUACGGCCUUGAGCGUUACGAGCAGUCAUUGGAGUGGUUUCAGAGGAUCAUAUCUCUAGAUGAGACCCAUGUUGAGGCGAUUUCAAAUGUUGCGGCGACUCUUUAUUGUCUAAAUAGACACGAAGAGGCCGAACAGCAUUGGCUGCGGGCUGUCCGACUGCGACCCAGCUAUCUAGAAGCUGUUGAGCAUCUCGUCGGGCUUUUAUGCUCUAGUCAUAGAAGUAAGGAAGCUGUUGAUAUAAUUAAUUUUGUUCAACAAUCUCUUCGUCUCCCUGAUCAGUCUAGCUGCGAUAUCAGUCUCGAUAGAAGUGGCGACACCAACAACUCUGUGUACGACGAAGCCAAACUACACCUGCAUCAACGUUGCGAGCUAAUACACAAUAGCGAUAAUGUUGAAGAGUCGAGGUUGUCUGGCUUUGGUUCAAGUGGUUAUUGUGUCAGUGGCAACGAGAAUGGCCGCAUUAUAGCUCUGAUUCACGCCAAAGGAAACAUGCUAUAUGCGUUGAAAGAUAUCGACCAGGCUUCUGAGGCCUUCGAAGAGGCCGUGCUUAUCAGUGCCGGGAAUAAGCUCAAAUGCAUUAAUUCAUUGAUACGCAGAAUACAGUCUGUCUUGUCUCCCACGGAUAUAUGCGGGCCCUCGAGACGGGGUAGCCUUCGUACGCCAUCUACUGGACCGCUGCUGCUACCUCCUGAGAAGGCAAGGCAUACUGCCCAAUUAGUUUUUGCGACCCAUGGCGAGCUUCCUGGAUUACGUUUCGUGCCGGACGGUGCGCCGAAAAGGUCGGCAAUCUCCACCACCAGUAACUCACUGUUGUCAUUAGCAAAGAUAUUCCAAGAUGCCAUGUCGAAUGGUGGUUCAUUUCCAAGGCUGUUACGCCAGCCCUCUGGAAUUGGCGAUAUUUUAGCGCUCUACUAUUUAUCCCUAUCGCUCUCCGAGAGCCCUUCGACGGCUAACAAUGUAGGGAUUCUACUAGCCAGCGUUCAGCACACCAGUCCUGCCUCGCAGUUACAGAUCCUAGAAAGUCCGAACAUACCACCGAUACCCGGAAUUGCUCCCGGCAGUGGUCUCGCCUUGGCUCUUGCCUAUUAUAACUAUGGCUUGAGCUUAGACUCCAAGCAUGUUCAUCUCCAUACGAACCUCGGAAGCCUACUAAAAGAUAUUGGUCAACUUGAUCUAGCAAUACAAAUGUAUGAGCAGGCCGUUGCUUGUGACGGAAACUUUGAUAUCGCUCUUACGAACCUUGCCAAUGCUGUCAAGGACCGUGGCCGCAUUAGUGAUGCUAUCAUGUAUUAUAGGCGCGCUGUCAACUCUAAUCCGGACUUUGCGGAAGCGGUGUGUGGUCUUUCUACGGCUCUUAACUCGGUCUGUGAUUGGAGUGGUCGAGGCGGUGUACUGCUAUAUGGUGGUACAUACGACCGCUGGCAUGUUGAUGACAAGGGGAUGCUUCGGGACGCCAAGAUGGAAAAAACUGGCAGUGGCUUGAUAAAGAAAGUUGUUGACAUUGUCUCAAAGCAGCUUGCAGAGUCUUGCCAUUGGGGCGCAGGCAUUUUGCGGAAUGGAACCCUCGAACUCCUAGUUUCGCAGGUCAAUUUUCUGGCGGCGGAGGGAACACGAAAAGGGGUGAAUAUCGAGGAUGCUCUGCGUAGAUGGGCAGGCCAACCAUGGGAAGGCUCGAAGAUCCUCCGUCUCGUGGAGCGUUCAAUGAAAGUGACGAUGCGCCGUUGGUAUUUAGAUAAAUACGUUCACAACCGCGCAUCGCAAUCGGGAUACCCACGACUCAAGCUGCCAGCCUCUCUAGCGGUGCCAGCAGCACCGACUGUUCUUCCUUUCCAUACCUUCACCUGUCCAUUAACGGCCAAGGACAUACGUAUGAUUUCUCAGCGGAACGCCGCGAGGAUAUCAUGCUCAACUCUGAAGUCGCCGUGGCUUCCCAAUUCCGUGUAUGCACCGCCCCCUCCACCUAGUCCACACCUCAAUAUUGGAUAUGUAUCAUCGGACUUCAACAAUCAUCCACUCGCGCACCUAAUGCAAUCCGUAUUCGGAUUUCACGAUCCAUCACGAGCGAAAGCUUUCUGUUACGCUACUACAGCGAGCGAUAAAUCGGUUCAUCGGUUGCAAAUAGAGCGUGAAGCCCCCGUGUUUCGCGAUGUGAGCAAUUGGCCUUCAGAGAAGCUUGUGGAACAGAUAGUCGAAGAUGGGAUCCAUAUUCUUGUUAACCUGAACGGCUAUACCCGGGGCGCCAGGAACGAGAUAUUCGCAGCCCGGCCGGCGCCAAUCCAAAUGUCUUUCAUGGGAUUCGCAGGUACCCUUGGUGCUGAAUGGUGUGAUUAUAUCUUAGCCGAUAGGACCGCCAUUCCUCCAUCUACACUACGACCUUCGAGAAGCAACACAGACCUAGAGGACGUCUUUAGAGAUGACGAGUUUAGCGAAGAGGGUGAAUGGAUGUAUUCCGAAAAUAUCGUCUUCUGCCGUGAUACGUUCUUCUGCUGCGACCACGCGCAAUCGUGCGACCCGGCUGAAAGGCGUUUGACUUGGGUAGACGAACAACGACGACGAUGGAAGAUGCGUAAGGAACUUUUUCCGAAUCUCCCGGACGAUACUAUUAUACUUGGCAAUUUUAACCAGUUAUACAAGAUCGACCCUUCCACGUUUCGCACGUGGCUGCGUAUCCUCUCCAACGUCCCCAAAGCCAUAUUGUGGCUUCUCAGAUUCCCUGAGCUCGGUGAAAACAACCUGAAGAAAACAGCUAGGGCCUGGGCGGGUGAGGAGGUGGCAAGCCGGAUUGUCUUUACAGACGUAGCGCCGAAGCAGCAGCACAUUUCGCGAGCGCGUAUCUGUGACCUCUUUCUAGACACGCCAGAGUGCAACGCGCACACAACGGCAGCAGAUGUCUUAUGGUCAAGCACCCCAUUACUAACUCUACCGAGAUAUCCAUAUAAGAUGUGCUCUCGCAUGGCAGCGUCGAUUCUCAAAGGAGCAUUACCGAAGACAUCCGCUGGGGAUGAAGUUGCUCGGGAGCUUAUUGCUUCUGGUGACUCUGACUACGAAGCACUAGCAACCAGACUUGCGGGAAACUUGACUUAUCGGUACAUGGACGGAGAGUAUUGCGAAGGGAAAGGACGACUGGCCGAGAUGCGAAAGAUUUUUUUCGAAGCAAAAUGGAAAUGCGCACUCUUCAAUACACGAAGAUGGGUGUCUGAUUUAGAAUGGGCAUACGAAGAAGCAUGGCGGCGUUGGGUGGCCGGGCAAGGCGGCGAUAUCUAUCUACCUAUAGAAGAAUAG
Daldinia decipiens is the source of this 4776-nucleotide messenger RNA. Its product is annotated as glycosyltransferase family 41 protein. Gene Ontology annotation, biological process: protein O-linked glycosylation. NCBI's taxonomy places the organism in Eukaryota, Fungi, Ascomycota, Sordariomycetes, Xylariales, Hypoxylaceae. The record is from RefSeq and is a predicted model, not a curated record. Bases 1 to 4776 code for a protein of 1591 amino acids. The transcript is spliced from 4 exons. Gene Ontology annotation, molecular function: protein binding; glycosyltransferase activity.